This is a messenger RNA of Daucus carota subsp. sativus, 1035 nucleotides long. RefSeq names its product exopolygalacturonase. Gene Ontology annotation, biological process: carbohydrate metabolic process. NCBI's taxonomy places the organism in Eukaryota, Viridiplantae, Streptophyta, Magnoliopsida, Apiales, Apiaceae. The record is from RefSeq and is a predicted model, not a curated record. Gene Ontology annotation, molecular function: polygalacturonase activity. Bases 61 to 1035 code for a protein of 324 amino acids. The transcript has 3 exons.
UUUUUGUAGCAAUUUUUGAGAGCAUGGGGAGAUGCAUGCCAGUGGAAUGGCAAUUCCGUGAUGCUAAUACCAAAGGGAAUAUACAAGCUCAAUCCUGUUGAUUUUAAUGGACCGUGCAAAGGUUCAACUGCAGUGAGGAUCGAUGGCAAUCUUAAGGCUUCAACUGAUAUUUCCGCGGAAGCUUGGAUUAGUUUUAACUAUGUCGAUUGGUUGCUGGUAGACGGAAGUGGCACUGUGGAUGGCCAGGGUGCUUCUGUUUGGGGUAAAUCUGGCCAGCCUCAUUCUAUUUCGUUGGUAUUCAAUUUUGUCAAAAACUCGAAGAUCAGCAACUUGAAUCUCAUCAACAGCAAAAGUGUUCACUUAAAACUGUUUAAAAGCGAAAAAGUUAUGAUUAGUGGAGUCAAAAUUAGAGCUCCAGAGAACAGUCCAAAUACAGAUGGCAUCUGUAUUGCUGAUUCUCUGGACAUUCAAGUCCAGAACUCCAACAUAGCCUGUGGCGACGACUGCAUUUCCAUGCUUAGCGGAAAUGAAAAUGUUGAAAUUUCCGGGGUCGCCUGUGGUCCUGGCCAUGGCAUUAGUAUUGGGAGUCUUGGACAGAGUCUCGGAGAUAGCAACGGCCUUACUGGAUUGCAUGUAAGAAAUUGUAGCUUCACCGGUACUCAAAAUGGCUUGAGGAUCAAAACAUGGGCACCAUCUUCCUCUGGUUUGGUCAGUAAUCUUAUAUAUGAAGAUAUCCACAUGGAGAGUGCUGAUAAUCCCAUUAUCAUUGAUCAACAUUAUUGCCCGAGUCGCCAAUGUGACAACCAGGCACAAUCGUCGAUUCAGAUAAAGAAUGUGACAUUCCGAAACGUACAGGGGGAUUCGAGUACACCGGUAGCAGUGAACAUCCAAUGUAGCAGCAAAGUGCCAUGCUCAGAGUUCAAGCUGCAGGAUAUAAAUUUAUCAUACAGUGGAAGAGAAGGAGUGGUGAAAUCAGAGUGUUUGAAUGUUGAUGGCCAAGCCUAUGGUCAACAGCACCCUCCUGGCUGCUUCUAA